CGGCGUGGUUCAGCCCCGGGGCAUCCCAGGAUUUGUAUAAAAGCAGCAGCUCAAUGGAGCUUCCCCAUCCUUCUCCUGCUUUCCUCUUCUCCAUCAGGACCGCCUCCACCCCUGCCAGAAAAUGUCCUGCUACGACCUGUGCCCCACCACCGGCGGCAUCGCCUGCCCCCAGCCCGUGGCCAACAGCUGCAACGAGCCGUGUGUCCGGCAGUGUCCGGACUCCACCGCCCUCAUCCAGCCGCCCCCCGUGGUGGUCACCUUCCCCGGCCCCAUCCUCAGCUCCUUCCCGCAGCAAGCCGUGGUGGGAUCUGCUGGAGCACCGGCCUUUGGUGGCUCCCUGGGCUAUGGGGGUCUCUACGGCACCGGGGCUUCCCUGGGAUACGGCGCUCGCUCUGGAUAUGGGAUCUCAGCGCUGGGCAGCGGCUCCUGCAGCCCCUGCGGCCCCUCCUCAUCCCGCCGCUUCAGCCGCCUCUUCCGCGGCUCCUGUGGGCCUUGCUGAGGGCACGGGAGCCUCCAGGGAAUCCCAGGAAUGCCCAAAUCCACGGCCACGAGGGUGAGGGGUCGGAGUUCCCACAGCCCCUUCGCAUUCCCCAUCUUUCUCCUACUUCUUGUUCGGCAUCUCCUCGUUGUUUGCUCUCACUGCCUGUUCUGGCAUUCCCGGUUUAUUGGACCAGCGUGGGACAGCCCAUUCCCUAUGGAUAUCACCCACAAUGACCAAUAUCCUCUGCACCAGCUGCACAACAGCCAGGAGGAGCCAGCUGAGGACGUCUCGGAGCAGGACUUUGGUUGGACUUUGCCCGAAAUUGUCCGGGAAUGGAUUUUCCGCGUUCUGUGAUCUCUGGCUUUACAAAGGGUCAUUUCUCGCUCAUUAAAACUUUGUUGCAUCACA
Corvus hawaiiensis (hawaiian crow) is the source of this 889-nucleotide messenger RNA. RefSeq names its product scale keratin-like. Bases 122 to 499 code for a protein of 125 amino acids. Gene Ontology annotation, cellular component: intermediate filament. Lineage: Eukaryota; Metazoa; Chordata; Aves; Passeriformes; Corvidae. Gene Ontology annotation, molecular function: structural constituent of cytoskeleton. The transcript is spliced from 2 exons. The record is from RefSeq and is a predicted model, not a curated record.